This is a messenger RNA of Manihot esculenta (cassava), 1955 nucleotides long. Its product is annotated as transcription factor bHLH123. Lineage: Eukaryota; Viridiplantae; Streptophyta; Magnoliopsida; Malpighiales; Euphorbiaceae. The transcript is spliced from 7 exons. Gene Ontology annotation, cellular component: nucleus. Gene Ontology annotation, biological process: regulation of transcription by RNA polymerase II. Bases 239 to 1600 code for a protein of 453 amino acids. Gene Ontology annotation, molecular function: protein dimerization activity; RNA polymerase II cis-regulatory region sequence-specific DNA binding; DNA-binding transcription factor activity, RNA polymerase II-specific. The record is from RefSeq and is a predicted model, not a curated record.
AUUCUGGUCACUCGCAAAGAGAGACCCAAAUAGCUUCAUUUCGCUCUAUAAAUACCUUUACGAUGCAGCGAACCAUUUUCUAUAAUUUUAUGCAACCACAGAAAGGAAGAAAAAGUUCAAACGAACCAAAAUUCAAGGUAUUGCCCAACAAAAAUCCAAGAUUUUUACGACAUUUAAACCCUCCAGCAUAGCAACUAUAAAGCAGCAGCUGCUUCAGCUUCAGCUUUGCCUUUUAGCCAUGGCGGAUGAGUUCAAUACAGCCACAAAUUGGUGGGAUUCUUCUAGGAACAGGUUUGAUAGUGGCUCUUCUUCUUCGUCUUCAGGGCUUAAUAGUUUAGGAAGCUUUGCUUGGCCAUCAGAAGUUGUGGAUGUCAAAGGAAGACCUUCUAUCGAGUCUUCUUCCGUUUCAGAUAGUUCUGUAGUUUUUCAUGAUACCCAGAAGCUGCAACAAGGCCAUGAUUCUGGUGCUGACUUGCACAUGAUGGGUUUAGGUCUCUCUUCGCAGGCCAUGGAUUGGAACCAAGCUUUAUUUCGUGGAGAUAAGGGUGAGAGCAGCUUCCGUUCGAUGCUGCAAGAGAACUUGAAUUCGAGCACGAGUUAUCAUCAGCAUGAAACUGGGAUUGGAUCAUCUCAAGUUCAGUGGAGAGAGAGAAUGUUCAGUGGGGCUAGUGGCGAUCCUUCGAUGAAUCAUGAGUUUAAGCAAAUCAACAGAGGUUUCUCUUUAGAUCAACCGCAGUUCAGCCCUCAUGGGAGCUCUAGUGAUAGUACGGUGACAUGUCAAGGCUUGCAAUCGUCUGGGUUCCAAAUGGAUUCAACAGCUAUAUAUGGAAGCACUUCGACGAUGUUUCAAGGUCUACUGGGAUCUGAUAAUCAACAACAGCAGCAGCAACAGUGUUCUUUCGAGAACCGAUCCAUGAGCUAUCCAUAUGGGGCAAAUUAUGGAAUUACAAGUAAUGAAUUGGUGCCUUCUUGGUCUAAUAAGGUGCCUCAGUUCUUGAGAAAUUCACCCCCUAAACAGUCUCCACAUAGCCAAUUGCAUUUCUCCAAUAACGCACCCUUCUGGAAUGCAUCUGCAAAUUCCAUGAAUGAUGUCCGUCCAAGCUUUUUCCCAAUCCAACAGCAAUUUCCAGCAACAAAUUUCGAAGAAAAACCAAAGCAGAAUAUAUCUGAAGUACGGGAUUCGAGUACAACAUUGAAGAAAGGUGCGAGUGAACCAGCAACAAAAAGGCCUCGGAAUGAAACACCAUCACCCAUGCCAGCCUUUAAGGUGAGGAAAGAGAAGAUGGGGGACAGAAUCACUGCACUCCAACAAUUGGUUUCGCCUUUCGGAAAGACUGAUACUGCUUCAGUGCUCUCAGAAGCUAUUGAAUACAUCAAAUUCCUCCAUGAGCAAGUCACUGUCCUAAGCACACCAUACAUGAAAAGUGGAGCUCCAAUGCACCAUCAGCAGUCGGACAAGUCCAACAAGGACCCAGAAGGACAAAAACAAGAUCUUAGGAGUCGAGGACUGUGUCUGGUUCCAAUUUCGAGCACAUUCCCAGUAACCCAUGAGACAACAGUUGAUUUUUGGACUCCUACAUUUGGAGGAACAUUCAGAUAGAAAGAAAGAGAAAUGGGUGAAACUGAGGAACUAACAGAUUCUACAAAAAGUAGCAACAACAGCAGCAGGUGUACAUGAUCUGAUAAAAAACCCUACCCAAGUUGGGAAAGAUGAGAUUAUAAACAAGGAUAACAAAGAAGUGGAAGAAAACACAGAUACACAUAGAGAUAUGACAGUCAAAGUCCAAGAAACUGAAGGAAAAUAUAGAGAGAAACUGUGAAAGAGAAAGAAAAGGGAAUGAAAGUUCAUUGUUUGGGCAGCAUAAGGACCAUUUGGAAGCAUAUUAAUUUGUUGUAAUAAUUGAAGAAUUAUAUAUAUAUAUAUAUAUAUAAAUUAGUAUAGGGGUUGAUCAUAA